GCGAAUACUGGAGGGAGGGCAGUGUGGGGAAGCUCUCUCUAACGCGCUUUGUGUAGCGGUGUAUGAAGUUCGGCUUCCCUUUACGCACAGAAAGUUAAGAAAUGCGGUGACCCCGCCCAGAGCUGUGCAAAUGAGUCCUGAGCUGACGGGAUGGAAUGAGCAGGUGCUCAGCUGGAACGCAAGUGAUGCGAUGAUGCUGGAGCGGCUUGAAGAGCAGCGCAGAGCAGCACGGAGGAAAGGCACUAAGGGCCACGCGCUGGCUGCAACCGCGGCUCUGCGGAGCUCUUCGCAAACACGCUGUAGCACCGCUACCCUUUUCUGCACGCCUGCCUAAGGCGAGUUCCCUCCGCUGCGCCCCUGUCAAAGACCACCGAUCAUUAACACCAGCGUCCGACUCGAAGCCGUGCGUCCGGCACCGGGCCAGCGAAUCAGAGGUGGGCUGCUCCUCUCCCUCGUACCUGUCACCCCCCCACAUCACUAAGGAUGUCUUCUACAGCACCACUCCUGAGGACAAGGACUCCUCGGAGUACGACUGCGAAGGCCUUGCUGACAGCGCCGACGACAUCUUAGCCCUACAGGGGACUGAGUACUACCAAGACCUGCAGGGCGGCGACACGCCGCACUCACUGCACAAGACCACUCUGUCUGUCAGCGUCGUGCCCUACGGUGCCUGUCUCCAGGGCCCCGCCCCCUGCUUGUCCGCAGACACCGGACUGCCCCCGGUGACCAUCACACUCCGCAUCGGUGGGAAGGAGGCAGAGAGCAUGGACUCUGACGAUGAAGCACUGCCCUGUCUGGUGAGGUCCAUGUCGACAUCCAGGAGGCACAGCUGGGGGGCGCCCUUGACACCGAUAGGGACCGGCAGGAGGCUGAGCCUUGACACCUCUGACAUAGGCCCUGAGAGGGGGGAGGAGGCUCCAGCCGGCCCCCAACCUUCACAGCCUCACACCGGCACAGCUCAGUCCUUCGUCUUCCCAGAAUGCUCUCCGCAGUCCGGGCAUGACCCCACAAAGAGACCAGAGCCGGGAGGGAAACUGUCCUCAGCCUCCGACGUCCUGGCAUCGGAGAGGCGCAGGACUGUGCGACUGCUGUCCGGGUCCAAGCAGGAUGCCGGGGUGACAGGAGGGCAGGACAUGGCGGUGACAUUGCAGAGUGAGGCGGGACAAAGCCAUAUGCUGAUGGUCCAGACCGUGCUGCAGGAGCUGAAGCAGUACCAUGGAGCCAAGCACCAGACCAAGGAUGGCAAAGAGGCCACUGGCAGCGUUACCUGGUACGAGUUCCUCUCCAAAGAGGAUAGAGAGGAGGAGGAGCAAGUGGAGAAGGUGGAGAGGGGGACUAAGGUCAAACGGACACUCAGCUCACUGAAAAACAGGGUGACAGGUUCAUUUAACAAAGACAAGGCGAAGAACCGUGAGAAAGAACAGCAGAAGGACAAGGAGAAGGAAAAGGAGGCCAAGGAAUGCAGCGGGCACCACCUUGCUCCUGGCACCUUCUCCAGCCUGGCCACCUGCUCUGUGUGCUGCAGAAGCUUGCAAAGGAAACAGGGUCUUCAGUGUCAGAACUGCGCGGUGAAUGUGCACAGGAGCUGCCGGAAUCUUCUCCCCGAGUGCGUCCCCAACAGGAGCAAGGUCGCCGGUUCCUCUGAUACGAGCUCUGGAACAUUCCAGAACGCGGCGCAGGUCCGCAGCCGAGCCAAGAGGGACCUCCCACGCACCUCACUGCCCGAGAUCUAUGGCCUAUCUGCCUUGCCUCGUGGUCCAGGCAUGACCAUCACCCCCCGAACACCUAGCGCCCAACCUGCCUUAUCCAAGAGCCAGCGGAGCGGAUCCAUUCCCAAGGAGAUGGAGGACACAGAUUCCAGACCGAAACCCCUGGGAGAUGACGGGGAGUCCAUCACAGAAGUAGACGCACAUUAUGUGGACCUACGUGCCGACCUGGACUCAGACGCCCAGGACCUGGAGUUGGAGUCGUGGAGCCUAUUGGUCGACGCCCCUUACCUACAGACACACCCCAAGGAGGUCGCCAAAAGGCAGGAUAUAAUCUACGAGCUGAUGCAGACGGAGAUGCACCACGUACGCACGCUGAAGCUCAUGGCCGGUGUCUACGUGCGCGAGCUACGCGAUGUGCUGCAGAUGGACAGCGAUCUCCUGGAUCGCCUCUUCCCCCGGCUAGAGGACCUGCUAAAGAUCCACGUCAGCUUCCUGUCCUCCCUCCGCCAGCGCCACCAAGACUCCCUGGAGCCCGGCGGCGAGCGCAACUAUGUUAUACGGCGGCUCGGGGACAUCCUGGUCUUGCAGUUCUCUGGCGACGUCGGGGACAGGAUGAAGCAGUGUUAUGGUGACUUUUGCGGCCGCCAUAAAGAGGCCGUCAGCUUCUACAAAGAGCUGCUGCAGAAUAAUAAGCGGUUCCAGUACCAAAUCCGGAAAAUCAGUACUCUGUCCAUCAUACGACGCCUGACAGUCCCAGAAUGUAUCCUGCUGGUGACACAGCGCAUCACCAAGUACCCUGUCCUGCUAGAGCGCCUCCUACAGAGCACAGAAGCUGGCACAGAGGAGCACGAGGACGUCAGCCAAGCCCUGGUGCUGAUCCGUGACCUCCUGGUGCACGUGGACGCCCAGGUGAACGAACUGGAGAAGGCGAGCCGCUUGCGGGACGUGGCGAGCAGGAUGGAGCCUCGCGGUGUCGGCAAGCUGAAGGACGGCCGGGUGUUCCGGCGCGAGGACCUGACGCGGGCGGGGCGCGUGCUGCUGCACGAGGGCGCCGUCAGCUGGAGGGCCGCCUCCGGCAGGCUCAAAGACAUUCUGGCCGUCUUGCUGACCGACGUGCUGCUCCUUUUACAGGAAAAGGAUUUCAAGUUUUCCUUCUGCACCGUGGACAACAAGCCGCCGGUGAUCUCCCUGCAGAAGCUGAUCGUGCGGGAGGUGGCCCACGAGGAGAAGGCCAUGUUCCUAAUCUGCGCCUCCUCCAACGAGCCCGAGAUGUACGAGAUUCACACGACGUCCAAGGAGGAGCGUAAUGCCUGGAUGGAGCACAUCCGGCAGGCUGUGGAAAACUGUCCGAUUUUGGAUGAAGUUCUUGGACGUGAGCAGCUUGACCUUCUCACCAUGAAGAUUAAAGAUUUCCGUGAGCAACUUGGCCUGAAGGACGGUCAGAUUGUGCAGAGCCUGAGAGAGAAGCUGCAGAUCUUUAUCGAACUUGCCGAGAUCACAGGCUUGGAGGAGAGUCCAUCCUGCUCACGGCUGCUGCUGCGCGGCGAUUCCACUGACCUCCAGCGGGGGGAGCAGCUCCUCAAAGGGGCCAUCGGUGAUGUGGAGACCCUAAUGAAUCUGCUCUUGGGCACGACGGACCCCCCCCAAAGCCGUGCGGAGGGCCAGAUUGCGGGGGGGAAGCCCAGGAGGGCAGGCACCUUUGGGGGCUACGACCGCUUGCUCGUCGGUGCUGGUAGCAGAGUGAGGCCCCGGGAGAGGUCCCAGCGAGCCAGCUCGGACCCCCAGCUGAAGGAGGCGUACGCGGCCGGGCCAGAGCCCCCACCCUGCGAGCCAGUGGCCUUGCUGGCCUGCCCGGCUUUGGAGCUUCACGUACCACCCGGCAGUGAAUUGCAUUUAUUUGCGGAAGUUGUUCUCAUGCCGAACAGGAAACCUCAGCCCUCGGACUGCUUCACCGGCAUUGAGUUCCUUGACAAGGUCAUGUGCCUCUUGCAAAGGCUCCUCAGCCUGCAGGCGGUGGUGGCUCAGCAGGACAGUCACAUGGAGCUACAACGCGCCUCCCUCUGGGAACGGGAGCAGGGCCGUCCGGGCAGGUUGAGGCCCGGCACGCUGCUGGAGCAGGAGAAGCAGCGCAACCUGGAGAAGCAGCGUGAGGAGCUGGCCAGCUUUCAGAGGCUACAGAGCCGGCACCGCGAGGAGCAGGCGCGCUGGGAGCGGGAGCGAGACCGGCAGCGGCGGCAGGCCGAGGCCGCAGAGGCGGCGCUGCUCGGCCGAGAGGAGGCGUGCCGCGCCUUGGAGGCCCAGAUGGCCCGGGAGCGCCGCGAGCUGGACGAGCAGCGGGAGCAGUACCAGCAGGACCUGGAGCGGCUGCGCGAGUCCACCCGGGCCGUGGAGCGCGAGCGUCAGAGGCUGGAGCAACAGCAGCAACAGCAGCAGCAGCAGCGGAGAGUCCGCAAGCACAGGACCAUCAGCCACGCGGGCCAGGAAAUGUUCAACGGUGAAUUCGGCGAGCUGAUCCUGUACCCCAGACCCCAUGCCAGGCCCGGCCUGCCCAUGGGCUUCGCAGAUGACCCCGAGCGCCCCAAGGUGCCCCCGCGGCGAGAGAGCGCCGGCCUGCCCCCCGUAAAGCCAGAGGUGCCCCCCCACCUGCUGAGCACCACCAACCAGCAGGGCAAGCAGUCCGGCGUGCAGCAGCAGAUCCCCACCAAGCUGGCGAUCUGCAAGACCAAAGGCCGAGCCAAGGUGGCACAGCGCUGCGACAGCGCUGCCUCCAUCGAGACGCGGAGGGCUGCCUGGCCCUCAUUGAGGGAGGACGGAAUCAGGCAAGGCCGGAGGUCCCUGAGCCCCCAGCCGCCACCGCCGCCGCCGCCGCCCCAUGCCACAGACCCCGCGUGCCCCCCAGACCUGCUGCUCGACACACGGCCUGCGGAGACCCCCACCCGGCCGCCGGCGUACAAGCUGAACAAGGACCCGGCCAAGGAGGACGUCAUCUACUUCUGACCUUCCGGUCACAUGCCCCCGUGAGCCCACCGCUUCGGAAUGCGCACUCAGGAACCUGCUGGACGCCCUGCCAUGCUGGGCAGCUUUUUGAACUGGACUGUUUUUAACAUCUGUAUUUACAUCUACCACUUAUUUUAUGUAGAGAACCACUUGACUGGAGUCCCUUACCUUCCCAUUGUGCCGAGGGCUGUUAGUCCGGCAUGUGGAAUGCGAGGUAGAGGGUGUUUGGUAUGAGGAUGGAUGGACAGCAGGGAGAGCUUGGUGAAUGUGAGACACAGUCUUUGACGGACUGUCCUUUUUGCUGAUUUAUCCUCUUAAUUUUAAUGCUUUUAAUGUUUUUUUUCGGCAAUCAUACUGUGGUAUGUUAUAGUUUUAAAUAAGGCCAGUUUCCUUUGUCUUAAAUGAUGUAGAGAUGUUAUCGGUUUGGAGAGCAUUCAGAGUUGUGUUUCUGUGUUGCUCGUCUCUGACACUGUCUGACUGCCCCCUGCUGGUCUACAUGCAAACUGCCAUGUGAUCUCUGAUGGUGGCCGUAGUCAUUAUCUGCUUGUGACCUGAUUCCAAGCUCCCUGCCCACCCAGCAGUCGGUUGCAUCAUAGGGAAUGAGAAUGUAAGAUAACACCAAACUAUAUAGUGCUUUUUAAUUGGGAGCUAAUGUAUCUGUAAAAUGUCAUUUUGUAAAUUUCCUGUGGUUGAUAGCCUGACACCCUUUGUGGGUCUGCGGGGGUCUCCGGCUUCUGAAGGCCUUUCGACAGACGUGAACAGAAUAAGGUGAAACUUUUAAUGAAUGAGCGAGUUGGUGACGAGUUUCCUUCCAAAACGGACCAGGACUCGGGUCCCUGUCAUUGACCCAUUGUGCUGUAUGUAAUGGUACCAUGAUAUUGGGCCAGAACCCAAGUUGGAGUACGUGACACUCUUCCGGACCACCCCCUCCGGUUUUGCAUAGUGGUACUUACCCCCCCGCCCUUCCACAGCGGUGGAGAGAAUUCUGAUCCCUGAUUAUUUCCUUAGAAGGCUCUGAAACGUGUCACUUGUGAUACGUAGAGUGUGUAAUUGUGGAUCACACUGGUUUUCGCUCUGGACGGGGUGAGGGGCUGUUUUGUUUUUUUUUGCACACCCCAUGUGCCUCUAGGAUUUUCUGUAGCCACCUGGGUGACCAAAGAGACCUUUUCUGACUGUGCUGUUUGUAAUGUAUGGGGGGGGGGAGCUUGGCUGGAGCUCUGUGUUUUGGGUUUCUGUGCCUGAUACCCCCUGCCCCCCCCUUGCCAAGCUGAAGCAACUGAGCACUUUACUUCUUUGGUGGGUUUGUGUGUUGGGGGAGGGGGUUACCCCUCCUCCAGCCCUGCUGAUAAAUACAGUCCACCUCUGCCCUGCUUGGUUCUGGGAUCUGCAUCCUUUCAUCUCUGUUUGUCCAGUAUUUCACAAUGGGGGGGUCUGUUUUAGAAACCUCUUGAGUAUCUUCCUUCUUUCUUUUUUUUCUUUUCCACGCCGGUGUUUAAUGUCUAAAUCCCGGUGGCGGGUCUCAACUAUGACCGGCUGUCUUAUGAUUCCUGUUGUUUGGUGACCUGUAACCUUCCUUGGGGGGGGGGUCUAAUCUAACGUCUGUAGCACGCUGAACAAUCAGUUCAAAAGUUAAUGUUUUAUAUGCCGUAAGACUUGUGAAAAAUCCCAAAACUGCUGCCUUACCGGAAAUUAUUUUUAGCAAUAAAAUGUGAAGGUGG
Brienomyrus brachyistius is the source of this 6424-nucleotide messenger RNA. RefSeq names its product rho guanine nucleotide exchange factor 18-like. Bases 765 to 4706 code for a protein of 1313 amino acids. The record is from RefSeq and is a predicted model, not a curated record. The transcript is spliced from 33 exons. Gene Ontology annotation, molecular function: guanyl-nucleotide exchange factor activity. NCBI's taxonomy places the organism in Eukaryota, Metazoa, Chordata, Actinopteri, Osteoglossiformes, Mormyridae.